AUGAACGACUCCGAAUUCUCCUGUUGCAAAUUUCACAUAAAGGGUGAGUUGACCGGGGCGGGUUAUGUAACGUCUGUAUUCCACCCGAUCGGAGACUGGAUCACAUCCAGCGAGAGCAGAAUCGCAAACUCCGGUUUCUUCAACCAAAUCGAAAGGGUAGACCAAAUGAAAAUCCUUAUCAGUGGUGGAUCGGGGUUACUCGGACGGGCCGUCGUUGAUCUAUUCAGACACAAAGGGGACGAGCCUCAUCAUCAAGUCACCUCACUCUCCUUCACUCGAUCGGGACCAGGAUUACAAAAGGUCGAUCUUCGCGAUGAACAACUGGUCUCAACCCUGGUACAUGAUCUCAAGCCGGAUGUCAUGAUACACUGUGCGGCUGAAAGACGACCGGACGUGGCUGAGAGAGACCCGGAAGGAACUCAAAAGUUGAACGUCAGAGUCACCGAGCAUCUGGCCGAGCUAUCCAACCAAGUUGGCUUCAAAUUGAUCUACAUCUGCACAGACUAUGUUUUUGAUGGUAAUGCUCCCCCGGGUGGAUACGAUGUCGAAGCAACUCCCAAUCCAACAAAUUUAUACGGCAAGACCAAGCUGGCAGGCGAACAGGCAUUGCUUAGGACGGUGACCAAAAAGGGCAACGCGGUGUCCCUCCGUGUCCCUGUGUUAUACGGGAAAGCUGAAGGCAACAACGAGUCAGCUAUCAAUGUCCUGCUCGAUGGGGUCAACAAGGCUGCAAAGGGUCAGAAAGUGUUAAUGGACGAUUGGGCGACUCGGUUCCCUACUCUUGUUGACGACGUGGCCAAAGUAUUGGUAGCAAUAGCUGAAUACAAAGACCCACUCCCGCCGAUCUUGCAUUUCUCCUCCGAGCAACAAUACACCAAGUACACAAUCUCCCUAGUAUUUGCCAAGCUUCUUAAGCUGAGCGAAUCCGAGACCAAGAACCUGGUCCCCCAACCCGAUCCUCCCAAGCCGGCCCAAGGGGAAACGAUGAGGCCGCGAGACUGUCGCUUGAGCAACCAGGCCCUGGUUAGCCUCGGCAUCUGCGUCCAGCAAGCCGAUUUCGUGGACUGGUGGACGGCUUAUUUGAAUAGUCAAUGA
Messenger RNA from Puccinia triticina, 1095 nucleotides. RefSeq lists its product as uncharacterized. The transcript has 11 exons. The record is from RefSeq and is a predicted model, not a curated record. Bases 1 to 1095 code for a protein of 364 amino acids. Lineage: Eukaryota; Fungi; Basidiomycota; Pucciniomycetes; Pucciniales; Pucciniaceae. Gene Ontology annotation, biological process: S-adenosylmethionine biosynthetic process. Gene Ontology annotation, molecular function: methionine adenosyltransferase regulator activity. Gene Ontology annotation, cellular component: methionine adenosyltransferase complex.